Messenger RNA from Actinia tenebrosa (Australian red waratah sea anemone), 2871 nucleotides. Its product is annotated as sec1 family domain-containing protein 2. The record is from RefSeq and is a predicted model, not a curated record. NCBI's taxonomy places the organism in Eukaryota, Metazoa, Cnidaria, Anthozoa, Actiniaria, Actiniidae. Gene Ontology annotation, biological process: vesicle-mediated transport.
GGGCGCUGGUAACUAGAAGAAGACAUUCAAGAUGGCGGCCGGAGUUUCACUAAAUAAAAACAUCUCUUCUGUCUGGCAAAAAAUCCUUACUACAGUCAAUAAUGCCUUGGUAUAUAUGGAUAACCCUGCUGCUGAGAUGUUACAUUGGUCUGGGAAUGUCAAAAAUAUGGUGGAAGCUGGGGCUUUGGCUAUAAUUGAUUUGUCGUCGAAAAGGUCUGGAAACGAAUCAGAGACAAAAGCUGUGUUCAUUGUAACAUCAGUAGUACAUGGACAAACCUUGAAAGACAUAAGUACCAUCAUCCAAAGUAGUGACUUCCAACACUGUACAUUGCUAUGUACUGUUCCUGAGACUGUAAACUCUUUUGUAAAACAUAAUGAUAAUAUGGAAGGAUCGGUUUUUGGUGAGCUCUCUCUUAAAAUGAGAGAAUGGAUGGGAAAUCCUUAUUCCACUGUGGACAUCCAUCAUGUGGCUCUCUUUGCAUCACAACUUUAUCCAGGGUUAUUUUUUACUCCAGCUUUUGCUCAUUUUUUCCCAAUAUUGCCCUGUGAUACCUCAAGAUUGCAAGGAUUUCUUCGCUCUACAGUUGGAGAUAAAAGCCAUGUUUUCAAUUGCUUGAGUGAAGUUGAGAUGGGACUGCUACCACACAAUCUUCAGGUCAAAAUAAAGAUGUUUGCAGCAGGUCUUAGCAGCAUGUUCGAAAUAAUGGACAUUAAUGAAGAUUGCUAUGGAUUAGGUUACAUCAGUAAGCUGGUAGCCAGCGAACUGGCAAAUAUGCCAUCAGCUAGAGGAAGAAGAAAGACAGCAAGUAGACGUGCAUCUCUAGUUUUGAUUGACAGGACACUAGAUCUGGUGGGGCCCUGUGUACACACUGGUGAUACUCUUGCGGACAAAAUCAUAAACCUGUUACCUAGGUUACCAUAUCAUGAGGUGGAUGUUGCCGUGGAUAUGGCUAGACUAUGUGCAAGUGGAAGUGUAACACCAGAUACAGUAGUUCCUGGAUCGUUAGCCCACGCCAAUGACCCAGUGGCGCAGGUUCUAUUGAACUCUCUCUUUACUAAAAGACAAAAGGAGGGCUUGAAAGAUAUCUCACGCCACCUGAUUGAUGCCGUCAGUAAGGAAUCCUUGCCCUUGGAAACCAAGGGAUUACCAAGUAAAGUUACUCCAGAACAUCUACAAACUCUUGCAGAACAGUUCAGAGGUCAACCAAAGGCAUUCCAUAAGCACAGUGCCCUACUCCAGAUUACAAUGGCAACCAUAAAUGCGCUUCAGCAUAAAGAUUCUAAAAGUUUGCAGAAAUUACAGGCCAUUGAAAAGAUUCUUCUUUCAAGUGCACUGACAGAGGAUAGUCAUAAUGUUAUCCAAGAGAUACUCGCUCUCUUAGAAACUCCCAAAGAAGAUAAUUCUUACAGUCUAGAAGAUAUCAUGUUACUUUUAACAUUUGUGUUUUCACUGAUGGGAGAUGAAUUUUAUGAAUCACCUGCAGAAAUAGAAAAACUAAAGGUAAUGAGAUUACAGAAAAAACCUCCAGACGAAAAGUAUCUGAUGCUUUUGAAAAGCUCAGCGGAGUUGGAAUCGCCAGAGAAGAACUCAAGCAGCAUAGGAGCUUAUAUCAAGACGAAACAGCUUUAGAGGAAGCAUCUUACAAUCCUUUAGUAAAACAAAUCAUUGAUGCCAUAUUCAGUGAUGAUAAACCAGAAUUAAUUGACAUCGAGUUUAAAUCCCAUGGUCUUAAGGACUACAUCAAGACAGGUUUCAGUCUUUUCAUGAACGUCAGUAAACCAAGACCAAAUGGGCUACCUUUUCUGGUGUUGUUUGUUAUUGGUGGAAUCACUUGCUCUGAGGUGCAACAGAUAAGAGAGGCUCUGGCAGCACACAGGUGUAACAUACAGGUCAUCAUUGGUAGUACACAGAUACUAAAGCCUGGUGACAUAUUUCAAAGGGUUUUUUGCCAAGAAAACUUAUUCCCCCCCUUAACUAAUGAGGAGUACACUACCUAAUAAGGAGAUGUGCACUUUAUGACAUCUAAGGGUUGCUUUGGCCCGUUUUCCGAUGUCGACAAAAUUGUAGCGGGCUAUGCUAUUUUGAGAAAGUGUUUGGGGGUUAUUGUAUAUUGAGGGGGGUUGAGAUCUAUUUCAGGGUAAUGAAAGGGAGUUUAUGCAAUUGUUGCCUCUACCAUGGAGGGUGUAGGGUUAUGUUUGUAAAGCUUGCCAUAUGAUUUUGCCAUCCCCCCCCCCCCCACCCAUGUGCAAAUAAAUAAAAGCCCCCCUAGAUGCAGCAUAUCUAAACCAUGAAAGAAAAAUCUUUAAAAAUCUUUAUGUCCUUAAAAAAAAUGGUAUUAAUGGCCUUUAUGAAAAACCUGUCAUAAAUUUGAUAACUUGAAAUAUAUAUAUUUAUAUACCCUCCUCAUUAGGAACAAAGUUAACUUUGUUAGGAACCACCUUUGUGCUAACACUCAAUACUAAAUACAUUAAAUUUUAUAACUAGAUUUCCUUAAUAUUAUAGAAUUACCACAAAUAGAUACUUUAUAGACAGACUAUUUAUUUACUGGGUUUCAUCGAUUACAUUGUAGAUAGUAGAUAUUAAUUUAUAGGUAACUGUUAAUACUUUCAACAAGGUUUAACAUUUAGUAAGUAUUUUUGGAUUAAGAAUCUAGGACAAGACAUGAACAAGGGCAUCUCAUUUCUUGGCAUUCCUGGCUGCAGCAGCUUGAGCCCUUGCAGGGAACGACCCGCUUUGGACUUGACCACCAUGUUGCUUGGCAUUCGAGGACUGUAUGCGUGAAGCAGCUGCUUGUGUCAUUGGGGUGUGAGAUUUUCCACUGCCUUGACUUCCUUUGGGGUCCAUUGUUCUUCUAAAAAGACAAACACAUA